This is a messenger RNA of Thunnus maccoyii (southern bluefin tuna), 4473 nucleotides long. It is a transcript of the gene hipk1a, whose product is annotated as homeodomain interacting protein kinase 1a. The record is from RefSeq and is a predicted model, not a curated record. Gene Ontology annotation, biological process: intrinsic apoptotic signaling pathway in response to DNA damage by p53 class mediator; peptidyl-serine phosphorylation; smoothened signaling pathway. The transcript is spliced from 16 exons. The coding region runs from base 451 to 3765 and encodes 1104 amino acids. Gene Ontology annotation, cellular component: cytoplasm; nucleus; PML body. Gene Ontology annotation, molecular function: protein serine/threonine kinase activity; ATP binding; protein tyrosine kinase activity. NCBI's taxonomy places the organism in Eukaryota, Metazoa, Chordata, Actinopteri, Scombriformes, Scombridae.
GAUGUAAAAUGUGCUCCAAUAUUGAGUCAUAGACGAUCUUUGAUUCCAUCUUUGUAACCAUGCCAACGGUCCCGGCCGUUGACGUCUGUCACGUCCCGCCGUUACGUCGGCAGGGUAGGAAGUACGGCGAGCAGUCAGUCCGCGAUGAUGGAGCUCUGUCAAGGCGACAGCGCUCACGAUGAAGAUAUCUGACAUUUCGAGGGACAUCAUGCACAUUUUGCCUGCUUGACACGCGAUGUAACUCUUGAGUCAGAUAUGACUCGGAUGCUUGUAGCUGGCAGUUAGCUUAGCGCUCAUCCAUCCUGCUACAUACAGCCGGAGCUCCAGCAGCAGGCGGCUAGCAGCUCAGCUGAUCCGCUGCAGCACCUCACACAGCCCGGACAGGAGAAGAUGAGGAGGAGGCCUUAAAUGUAGGAUCGGCGGCGGUGUGUUCACUUAUCAGAUACAGACAUGGCGUCCCAGCUCCAGGUGUUCUCCUCUCCCUCUGUGUCCUCCAGUGCCUACUCUCGUUCAAAGAGGCUUAAAGUAGAGAACCCUGCCUGGGAUGUAUCCAACCAGCUGGGGGACAAUGGUUACUACCAGCAGAGCCCCACGCAGGGAGCUGCACCCUCCACUUCUGGCUCCAACUUCAACCCGGUGUACAAUGCCAACCAGGUGCACCCGCCAACAGCAGGCUCCAGGGAGCAGACGGUGGUGCGGGCAGCAGACAGCACAGGUAGCCUCCGCGGACCUCCCUCCUCCUCCUCCUCCUCGUCCUCCUCCAGCCGCCGCAUCAAGGAUGCAGAGUCCUCCUCCCAGCCGUGCGACCUCUACCACAAGCAGUACAGCUUGAAGCGGAAAAGCGAGGAGGUGGACAGCAGCGACAGCGUCCAGAUACUGGAAGAGCUCUCAGCCCCCGUUGUGUCAAACCGCACCGGUGGUGGAGGAGGGACCACCACAGCUCAGUCCAUAGCACAUUCCACUUCUACUACGAAGAGCAGCAACUCCCACAGCGAGGGCGACUACCAGCUGGUCCAGCACGAGAUUCUGUGCUCGAUGUCCAACAGUUACGAGGUGCUCGAGUUCCUGGGACGCGGCACCUUCGGCCAGGUGGCAAAAUGCUGGAAGCGUGGCACAAAUGAGAUUGUGGCGAUCAAAAUCUUGAAGAACCAUCCCUCUUAUGCUCGACAAGGUCAAAUUGAAGUGAGCAUCCUUAGCCGGCUGAGCACAGAAAACGCUGAUGAGUUCAAUUUUGUGCGCUCAUACGAGUGUUUCCAGCACAAGAACCACACGUGCCUUGUGUUUGAGAUGCUGGAGCAGAACCUCUACGACUUCCUGAAGCACAGCAAGUUCAGCCCUCUGCUACUCAAAUGUAUACGGCCUAUUCUGCAGCAAGUGGCCACGGCACUGAUGAAGCUGAAAAGCCUGGGGUUGAUCCAUGCCGACCUGAAGCCAGAAAACAUUAUGUUGGUUGACCCUCUGAGGCAGCCGUACAGGGUGAAAGUCAUUGAUUUCGGCUCUGCCAGCCACGUGUCCAAAGCUGUUUGCUCCACAUACCUGCAGUCACGCUACUACAGAGCUCCAGAGAUCAUUCUGGGCCUUCCUUUCUGUGAAGCGAUCGACAUGUGGUCUUUGGGAUGUGUCAUUGCUGAGCUAUUCUUGGGUUGGCCCCUCUAUCCCGGAGCCUCCGAGUAUGAUCAGAUUCGUUACAUUUCUCAGACGCAGGGCCUUCCAGCAGAGUACCUGCUCAGUGCAGGAACCAAGACCAGCCGUUUUUUCAACAGAGGCCCCGACUCGAGCUACCCCCUCUGGAGACUCAAAACCCCUGCAGAGCACGAGGCAGAGAUGGGGAUAAAGUCGAAAGAGGCGAGAAAAUACAUCUUCAACUGUCUUGAUGAUAUGAUGCAGGUGAACAUGACAAACCUGGAAGGGACAGACAUCUUGGCGGAGAAGGCCGACAGACGGGAGUUCAUAGAUUUGCUGAAGAAGAUGUUGACUCUAGAUGCAGACAAACGGAUCACGCCCAUGAAGACACUGAACCACCCCUUCGUUACCAUGACGCACCUGCUGCACUUCCCUCACAGCUCGCAUGUGAAGUCCUGCUUCCAAAAUAUGGACAUAUGCAAACGCAGAUGCAGCGCCUUCGAGAAUGGAAAAAAUAUGUUUGCCAGCAACAACACCCCAAGUGCAGCCACCAACCUCACAGUCACCUUCAGCAGCCAACUGAACCAGCACAAUCAGAUGGCUUCAACAGGAGGCCAGUCCCUGUCCCUCAGCAGUAAUGUCCCGUUGCUGAACUACCAGCCCGGCCUUUACCAGCAGGCCACCAUAAACAUCCCUGGCCUGGCCCAGCAGGGCGUGCCCCUGCAGACCAGACCCACCCAGCUCUGUACCCAGACCGAGCCCUUCCAGCAAACCCUCAUCGUUUGCCCACCCACCAUCCAGGGUCUUCAAACAUCCAAUAAGCCCUCUGGUUACCCAGUGAGGAUGGACAACUCAGUACCUUUAGUUCCUCAGAACCAGUCGUCCCAGCCUCUUCACAUCCAGCCUAGCAUGCUGGCACAGCAGGGCUGGCCAGCAGGCACACAACAGAUCCUCAUCCCUUCCACAUGGCAGCAGAUGCCUGGCAUGGCCAUCCAUAACCCUGGGCAGGCCGUAGUGCCCGACUCACCCAUGGGAGCCCCUGUCUCCGAUAGUCAACAAGCUUCUGGCUGGAGGGGUCGUCACGGCAGCCAGUACGAUGGAGGCAGCCAGCAGGACUCUGGCGUGGGCCGUCACGCUGCCUCCCAAAGCCACAGCACCGGGGCCGCUCACUCAAGAUCCCAACAGGGCAAGAGGUCAAAGGCUCGACAUGCUGAGAGCAGAGCCAGGCCUGUGUCGUCAGUGCUUUCGUCCACCACUGUGGUCCACAACACUUCUACUUUGGCCGGUGAUCAGUCUCAGCCAAUCGUCAUCUCUGACACGCCAAGUCCUGCCGUCAGCAUCAUCACCAUCCACAGCGACUCAGAGGACGAAGAUGACAGGAAGUUCCCUGCUGCCUGCUCUGGAACGAGCCAGAGGACCAACGUGAUUAGCUGUGUGACGGUACACGACUCCCACGACUCUGACUCUUCCACCAGCAGCCCCCUCAGCCCCAAGACCUCCUCGCAGCCCACCAAGUCUCUGGCCGUCAUCAUGCCCUCUGUGAAGAGCCAGCCUGGGGAGAGCACAACCCACAAAGCUCCAGCAGCUCCAGAUCAAGCUACAAGUGGCUCUAGUAAGGCCAAGAAGGGGUCAUCUCAGCAGUCCAGUCGGCCAGGAGACUCCAACACGGAGCGCCAUCAGCGGGCUGCAUCCAGCAGAUCUCAGCCUCUCAACUUGAGUCAGGUACAGCAGUCUGUGAUGUCAUCAUCUCAUGACCAAACAGGAAGCAGUACAUCUCUGAGGCGGCAGCCCACAUACCCUCCUCCCGUCUCCUCCCACUCCUCCUACCGGCUUCAUGAGAACACGCUCUUCAGCUCGACCCCUAACCUGUAUGCCUACCCUGCAUCCGCCGCCCUGGCCUCCGUGUCCCAGGCUGUGGACCAGAUGCAAGGCGCCUCGUCCCGCCACGGCAGGGCGAGCGGGGCUUAUUCUUCCCUGGCGCUGCUCCAAAAGAAUGGCAGCUUAGCCCUGGGAGGGUCUACUCCGGGACAGUACGGCAACCACCACCAACAACAGCAGCAGCAGCAUCAGCUGGGAGGGCAGCCUUUCCACCGUUCCAGUGCUACCUACCCCCGAAAACUCAACCAGUAUCCUUACCUGUAAAGACUGAUGGAGACAGACGCUGGCACCGUAGCUCUGCAUGAAGACCAAAUGGAGACCGAGACUAGAGACGAGCACAAGCUCAUCAUAGGUGGCUGUGAUUGGACCUGUUUCAACUUUUCUUUAUCGUCCGGUCCUUGUUUUUGAAACUUUCUCUGAUUAUUUUGCAAAAAAUAAUCACAGAAUGUAUUUAUAUUUUAAUCAUGGUCAGUUUAAAAAAAAUCUUUUCCAACUUUACAUUUUCUUUGUGUUGCAUACUGUAUGUUAACAGCGACAAACAGCGUAGUCUGUAAGUAUUUGAACAGCGUUGUGUUGGCUCUGGACUCCAGCACACUGGAUUUGAAACGAAACAUUGGGCCUCGUGCAAAAACGACUCGUACAAACAGAUUAAUUCUGAAGAGAUGAAGAGGAAAACACUAGUUUGACUUAGAAUUAUAAUGUCAUGAGUUUGAAGCGGCUAUAAUCAAUAUUUUUAUAAUAGCAAUGUAUCAAAUGACUGUGUAAUGUGUGAGGCGCUGCUUGUAGUGAUUAACCUACAGAGAAUUAUCAGCGACUCUGCAGCUUUCCUCGGCUUUACGGAGCUUUAUAGUGACUUUCAGCUCAUUAUUUAGCUGUCCAGCCACAACUGUACUGUUAACAGAGCUAAAAGAGUGAAAAUUGGACUUACAUUCACCAGAUGGACAGAAACACGACUCUAAAUGAAUGAAAAUG